AGCAGUGGAUGGUUCAGGUUGGGAAGAAGAGCAGUGGGACUGCCAGUUCAGGUUGUGGAAUCAAAGAGCAAAGGUUGUUGUGAAGUGGAAUAUCAGGCUUAAAUGGAAGUCCCUCCCAAAUGAGCACUGACACCUGUGUGCCUGGACAUCCACGAGGGCUCCAACAUCUGCGCUCCUGACAGCUCCAUGCACUAAGCAGGGCACAGUCUGGAUCCAGGGGACCGACUGUCUCUGGCAUUGAGCAGUUGGCAAUCAAUACCCCACCCUGUUCUGAGUCACUUGGGAACAAAAAAGAAAGCCUGUAGAACACGACUGCUGGCCCACCUGCCAGAGUGGCCAAGGAAACAGGAUGCCCACUAAGGCAUGUUAAGGAAGGUGUGGAGCAGCUGCUGGGAACUGUCUUGAUAAAAGAAAGACAUGGAGGAGCAGUGUAUGUUACCGUAUUACACUGCCCAAAGCAGCCCCGCAAUGGGCAUGUUUAAUACCUCCAUGGGGAAGCUUCAGCGGCAACUGUACAAAGGCGAGUAUACUAUAUUCAGGUAUGCACCCAUGUUUGAGAGCGACUUUAUCCAGAUCAGCAAAAGAGGAGAAGUGAUUGAUGUGCACAACCGUGCCCGAAUGGUAACAGUGGGCAUUGUUCGCACCAGCCCCUGCCUCACACUACCUGAUGUCAUGCUGCUGGCCCGACCAGCUGCUGUCUGUGACAAUGCCAGGUGUGGUCCUGCCACCCAGAAUACAGAUAGUCCACCUGCAGAGAUCUUAGAACUAACCAGACUGCUCCCCUUGAUGUUUGUGAAAAUAACCAUCCACAACAGCAUAAAAAAACAGCUCCACCUGAAGCUUGCCACUGGCCGCUCUUUUUAUCUUCAGCUGUGUCCCCCCUCAGAUGCAAGUGAAGACCUUUUUGUUCACUGGGAAAACCUCGUUUACAUCCUGAGACCACCAGUGGAGGCUUACAGUGGUACCAAAGCUAUCCUAGCUGGGAACACAUCAGACUCAUCUGUGUUUGAGGAAGUGCAGAGGAGCCCAGUGGGAUAUGCCAUGAAGUUCUGUGAAGAGAAGGAGCAAUUCAGAAUCAGUAGACUUCACAUGAAUGCUGAAAUGUUUGGGUCCACCUAUUAUGAUUAUACAAUAGAGAUAUGAAUCCAACAUACCUCCCACAUAUACUACAUUCAAGAGUUCACACAUUCCUGCAGUCAUAAAACCUAUAGUGCCUGAUAAAGGGGCAGGGUGGCAACAGCAGUAGUGAUGACAGUAAGCACCACCGCAGGUGCUAUGGAUGUGGCUGCAACCAAGUCUGCAGGCUCAGAAGAGAAGCACAGCACUGGCAAAAGCAGCCUUCAAAGGUCCAGGAGGAAGUAUAGCCAGCAUGGCUAUAAUGGGUGCUUCUAUGUCUUAAUCUUGUUAUAGCAAGGGCUGCAUAGACAUUCUUGUCCUAAAAGGGUACUUCAAGCACAUCAGUAAGUGCUACUGGCCUCUCCCUAGAGAGCAGCAUGAAUGUGGUGACUACAGGAGCAGAGAGAGACUGUCAAUGCAACAGCCUUGUCAGUCUCUCUCUGCUCCUCAAAGACUGACUCUCUGCCACUCAGCAUUGGGAGUCAGUAUCUCAACUCUGCAGGAUGAGGCCACAUGAGUGAAUGGGAUGGAAGUCAGAGGGUCUCUACCUAGCUGGAUUGACUCUGCAGUAAUAACCUUAAAGCCUGGUACUACACAUGGUGCAGAGGUGGACAUCUCACCUAAGACUGUGGAGGGGAGCAACAUGAUUCACCAUAAUAAAAUCCAUCAACUCA
This is a messenger RNA of Piliocolobus tephrosceles (Ugandan red Colobus), 1790 nucleotides long. RefSeq names its product golgi associated RAB2 interactor family member 6 (gene GARIN6). The transcript is spliced from 2 exons. The record is from RefSeq and is a predicted model, not a curated record. Gene Ontology annotation, cellular component: nucleus. NCBI's taxonomy places the organism in Eukaryota, Metazoa, Chordata, Mammalia, Primates, Cercopithecidae. The coding region runs from base 418 to 1143 and encodes 241 amino acids.